Messenger RNA from Caenorhabditis briggsae, 3066 nucleotides. It is a transcript of the gene Cbr-rbf-1, whose product is annotated as Protein CBR-RBF-1. The coding region runs from base 1 to 3066 and encodes 1021 amino acids. The transcript has 14 exons. Gene Ontology annotation, biological process: exocytosis; intracellular protein transport. Gene Ontology annotation, molecular function: small GTPase binding. NCBI's taxonomy places the organism in Eukaryota, Metazoa, Nematoda, Chromadorea, Rhabditida, Rhabditidae. The record is from RefSeq and is a predicted model, not a curated record. Gene Ontology annotation, cellular component: membrane; synaptic vesicle.
AUGUUCUCCCGAAGAACGACACCUUCUCCUUCAAUCACCACUGCUUCGUCAUCUACCUUUUCAAUUUCCAAUCUGACCAAUAAUAAUGCAACUUCCACAUCGGAUUUACCCACUUCCGUGAUCUCUAAUAUCGUCCCGCAAAUUCCGCCCACCCCGCGACGGGUGCCACCAAAAAUUGGACUUUUGCGACAUUUGUCUGGGUUUCUGGAGUCGAAAAAAGAUCUGAUGAAUGAUUGGGAAAUCGGUGGAACGCAGAAUAAAUGGGUUUGUCCAAGUGAUCGACAUUUGCAUUUGAGAGCACAGCUGAAAUCAGGAUGGUCCGUCCGAACAGCAACAGCGAGGUCCCCAACCAAUUCAAAAGCUCAAACGGGAUCAAUUACUGCCGCGGAACAAGAACAGAUUCAACGGGUACUGGCGAAGGCUGAGGAGAGCAAAAAUAAGGAGCAACAGAGGAUCGGAAAAAUGGUGGAUCGUCUGGAGAAAAUGAGAAGACGUGCGACAGGAAACGGAGUCACGCAUUGUUUGUUAUGUCACACUGAAUUCGGUCUGCUUGCUGCAAAAAGUUAUGCAGCGAUGUGUACGGAUUGUAGGAAGUAUGUAUGCCAACGAAAUUGUGGUGUGGAAACGACGGAUGUGCAAUCUGGAAAAACGGAGACAGUGUUCUUGUGCAAAAUAUGCUCAGAAGCCAGAGAGGUGCUAUGGAAGAAAUCAGGAGCAUGGUUCUACAAAGAAAUGCCCGAAUUCCAAAGGCCCGACGAACGUCUUCCAUACUAUACUCCAGUCACUGCCAAUGGAUCAAUUCCGAAUGCAGCAUCAGCGACAACUCCUGUUUCUGGAACACCUGCUGCUGGUCCACAACCAAUGACAAUGCCGUCAACGUCAUCGUGCCAAAUGACAACACCGAAAUGGGCGUCUCCAAGCACAUCGUCGAAUCCAGUAGUUCCCCAGAUUUCCAAUGGUCCAGCGUCUCCGCUUCCGAAUGGAAAUAGAAGAAACACUGGGAAUGGUGGAAUCGAGUUCCCGAGCUCCAGUCGUCCCAGCAUCUGCUCCGUGCUUCAAGCCAUCGACCCACCCGACAGAUCGAAAUCUCCGCGACCAAGAAUCCAACCAAGAUGGGUGAAUGAGAAAGUGAUGAGUAGUAUGUCAGUGGAUGAUGAAGAAAAAGCGCUAAGCUCUUCUGAUGGAGAGUCAUUUAUCCAGUCUGGUGUACCUUGCCGUCAAAAUAAUCAGACGCCAACGGCUACUGCAUCCACGACUACAUCUCCAGCACCUCCUCCAGUUUCUACAACACCCACUCAUCGAAUUGAAUCAAAUCUGGAACGAUUCUCUCGACACUCUCAGAAGACACCUCGCUUAUACAGCACUGACGAUGAGGACGAUUCAUCUCCAGAGUCUCGACCAUCGUCUACAAGAUCCACUUCUCCGCGGCACUCUCUUGCGACGCCAUCUUCAUAUGCGCAUGACACGUGUCACGAGACGUCACUCCCGGAUCCAGAUACGCGUAGCAUUGACAGUGGAGUUGUCCAAUCUGAUCAUUCCAAUCCCCAACAACAUGGUUUGACGUGUUCGUCUUCAUCAUUGACACCCCUCCAACAACAGGCAAGCCAUGGAGAUUACAAUUCUGGAAGAGGUUCACCGAGAAGAAUUUCAAAUCCGGAUAGUGUGAUUCCCCGGGUAGCUCAAAGUGCAUCAGGAACUUCGUUGGUCACUCCACCGCCUCCAAUCUCUUCUCGAGCCAGUCCGGAUCAUCGAACAUCGAGUCCAAUGAAUAUUAUGGAACACAAAACAUCAAGUGCCAGCUCGUCGAGCAUCGGUGGAACGAGACGAGUUGGAUCAGCAGAACCCACUAUCAACAAUCAUCAUUCGAUGCAUAAUAACUACAAUCAUAAUGAAACGAAACGGUUGAUUCAUCAAACAAGCAGAGCCGAAUCUCCACUAGCAGCUGCCUCGAGUUAUCUGAAUUCUACUGAUGAAGAAUCAAAGCAACGAACUCGCCGUCGCGAUGGUGUUGGUCGUAUCAAUUCUCUUCAACUUAGAACUUCACUCGAUGACGUAGCGCCUCCAGCGCCACCGACGUCUUCUAAAAUGAAUGGUCACGUUGUAUCGUCGUCUGAACCAAAUCAUCAGAAUCAUGUUCCCGUUCCUCCAACUGUUCCAGUGGUUCCAGAAGAAGAAGAAGAGAAAACGAUAACAGCGAGCACGGAAUCUGCGUCUGAACCUGGCAGCCUCGGAUCCAUUAAUCUGACACUCACCUAUACCUCAUCCGAUAAGAAGCUCAGAAUUCAUCUAAUCCGAGCGAAAAACCUCAAAGCGAUGGAUUCGAACGGAUUUUCUGAUCCGUACGUAAAAUUCCACCUGCUUCCGGGAAAUACGAAAGCGACGAAGCUGACGUCGAAGACGAUCGAGAAGACGUUGAAUCCCGAAUGGAAUGAGGAAAUGGCAUAUUAUGGAAUCACUGAAGAGGAUAAGGAGAAGAAGAUUCUUCGAGUAACAGUUUUGGAUCGUGAUCGUAUCGGAUCGGAUUUCCUCGGAGAAACAAGAAUCGCGCUGAAAAAACUCAACGAUAAUGAGAUGAAAAAGUUCAAUUUGUAUCUGGAAAGUGCACUUCCGGUUCCAGUCCAAACGAAAGAGGAAGAGAGUGUUGAGCGUGGAAAGAUUAAUGUCGGACUCCAGUAUAACAUUCAGCAAGGAUCCCUUUUCAUAAAUAUCAACCGAUGCGUUGAGCUCAUUGGAAUGGAUUCAACUGGAUUUUCGGAUCCCUACUGCAAAGUUACAAUGACUCCGAUCACUUCGAAAGCCCAUCGGGGCAAAACGACAACGAAGAAGCGGACGUUGAAUCCAGAAUGGAAUGAGCAAUUGCAAUUCGUGGUUCCAUUCAAAGAUCUUCCGAAAAAGACUCUCCGAAUUGGAGUUUAUGAUCAUGAUUUGGGUAAACACGACGAUUAUAUUGGAGGCAUUCUUCUUUCAACAUCCGCGAAAGAAGAACGAGGUCGCCAAUGGAUAAAAUGUAUCGAAAAUCCGGGAACUUUAGUUGAAGCGUGGCAUCGUCUAGAAUUGGAUUCGUAG